CCCACGGAGCCAAAUUGAUCACGAAAAACCCUACCAGCCUCCUCGGCGCUAAUUGCUGCAUGUGCAGUGUCGCAAACAUAUCAACGUCAAUUAACAAACUAGAAACAGUCGUCCAGAGCCACCUGCUCUUUUCCACUUUUCAACAUCCUACGCCCUUAAAUAGCUCCCCCUCCUCGCACAUCACGGUGACCAAGCCCCCUGAUGGACAUCAACAAAAAUGCAUUGGGAGAUGAAUCCUUCAAGAGGCCAGGAUCCGUUCCAUUCAAAUGGGAAAUUGAGCCAGGCAUCCCAAAGCUUUUUUAUAAUGCUGCUCAGCAAAAGACCUUGCCACAACUCAGCCCUCCUCCUUGCGUGAGAAAACAGAGCCCGCUGGCUCUUCCACGCCAAGCUCCUCCAGUGUCUCAGGGUUGUUUCCCGAAACAGUCUCUCAAGCGAAGGGAAGUGAAGGAAGUGAGCUCAUCGUCACCACAUCGAAGAGUUAUGAUGCAGUCUUCCAAGAGCAAGGAAGUCAAGGAAGUGAGCUCAAUGUCACCACGCAAGACUACAUCCGCUCGUUACUCAUCACCCUUUUCUUUAUCCUUCAGAAAGUCGCAGGCGAAGGAGGUGGAGGUGAUAGCUCAAUGUCUCUUCUAGAGCUUUGUGCUUCAACAACAUCCCCACCCCACCAAAAAAAAAAGGCCGCUUGGCUCUCUCUCUCUCAUCUCUCAUCUCUCUCUCUCUCUCUCUCUGAAUAAUCCAAAGAUUGGUAUAUAUCCCUAAAUAAUUUGAGUUGCACUCGAGGAUUUAAGUGUAGUUGAUCCUUCGGUAUGAGGAAUAAUCAACAAAACACAAAUAGAUGGGCUUGUAAUGGACCCAACCUGUGUAAUUGGUUCUUAGCUAUGAGGUAUAAGCAGUAAAGCACAAAUACUGCUCAUCAAUCAUCACAGCCUUCAAAAAGGUCAGCUUUCAAGGAAACGAUAUCAUGAUGACGACAGCCUUUAAAGAGGGUUUACAAUAUGAGAACCGGAUUCCUAGUAUACACUUCAUUAUUGUAGUCAUACAAGUGCAAGCAAGAAUAAAAUAUCAUUAAUUAUUAAA
This is a messenger RNA of Asparagus officinalis (garden asparagus), 1077 nucleotides long. RefSeq lists its product as uncharacterized. The coding region runs from base 202 to 633 and encodes 143 amino acids. The record is from RefSeq and is a predicted model, not a curated record. The transcript has a single exon. Lineage: Eukaryota; Viridiplantae; Streptophyta; Magnoliopsida; Asparagales; Asparagaceae.